AGAGAUUCUGUAUAUGCUGGGAGUGUCAAGGAGCAUGGGUUUCCAAGCAUACCUUCUAUUCACAUCAAGAAUAUAUCACAAACAGUUUUGCAUCUGCAUUCAAGCCAAGAUUUGACCUGUCCUUGGAUUUGUACCAACAGAAGAAGUAUCAGCAGCCACUCUAUGAGGGUUCAACCACAAAUGUAUUGGAGGCAGUGACCAAGCACUUGUAUACCUUUGCUAUGAACCAUGGAAUGUCCAAGACAGCACUUUCUGACACUCUUCAGUGUGAAAAAUCAUCGUUACCACAACCAAACUAUCUUCCUGGGUCAUACAAGGAGGCAAAGGCAUUUAUUUCUCCAUUCCUUAUGCCACUGGAAAAAUAUGAUGCAUGUGUAAAUGAUUGUAUUGUUUAUCGGGAUUCUGGAGCCCUUCUUUACUCAGCUUUAAGUGACUGUCCUGUAUGUGAUGAGCCCAGGAAGAGCAGGAAGAUAUUUACAUACAUGCCCCUUGGACCUAGGCUAGCCAGAUGGUAUGGGACUCCUAACUUAUGCAGACUACUGUAUGCAGAAAAAGUUCAUGUAAAAAGAGAUGGCAUUCUCAGUGACUUCACAGAUGGUGAACUUUUUAAAUCAUGGUUUGAACCAGGAGAGAUCUUUGAAAAUAAGAAUCCAGAGUUAUGUGUGCCACUCUCAUUGUUUACGGAUGGUGUCAAUCCUAACAAGAACAAUGUUUGUCAGAAGUCCAUGUGGCCCAUCAUGUUGACGUGGAUUACUUUGCCACCAUCAAUCCGACAAUUGCUUGGACCAAUGCUCCUUAUGGGAAUUAUACCAAGUGGAGUAAAUGGCUGCGAACCAAAAUCAUUGGAUCCAUGCCUAUCCAUUGUGGUAGACGAACUUCUGACUCUCACAGAAUUCCCGGUAUAUAAUUCAUACCUAUCAGCUCCAAUGAUGGUUAAAGUUGCACUCCUGCAGUAUUUGUGUGACAUUCCUGCCUAUUCCAAAGUGAUGCAUUUGACCGGUCACGCAAGUUUGAGAUCUUGCCCAUACUGCAGAGAAAAAGGACACUACUGCAAGCAUUUAAGGAAGACAAUUCACAUUUCAAGCAGACAGUUUCUUCCCUUUGGUCAUCCUUUGCGGAGUGCCCGGGGAUUCGCCAUAGAUGGACAAGAAGAAAGAAGCAAACCAACUCCAUAUACUCAGGAGGAGGAGAACAGAAUGCGCAUCCAGUAUGAAUUAAAACCAAACAAAACACAGAAAGCAAACCAACAGAAGUCAACAGGGUUGAAAGGAAAUUAUAUUCUACAACAGCUUCCUUACCACAACAGGAUUAGACAGAUGUCACCAGAUGGCAUGCAUACCUUGGCAGACUUUAUCAGUCACCUGAUGGAAAUGCUAGUUGGUAAACAGAAUACACAAAAAGUCAUGUCAUGUGAAAAGAGUUUUGGCCGCUUUGAUGAAGUUUGGACAAGAGGUGCUGAGAAGCAGGCCAGUAUUGAUCGCCCCAAAAAGAAGAAGAAAGGAAAUGAUGAAAGUGAACAGACAGUAGUUGAUUCAACACCGUGGUCGCUGACUAAGGAGCAGAUUAAAAUUGCAGAUGAAAGAGCUUCCUCCAUUGUGUACAGCCACUCACAUGAAAUUACUCCAGGGCCACAUUUUACCAAGCUAUGGACUUUAAGGACAAUGAAUGCUAAACUGCAGUUUGUCACUUCUGGGGCUUUUGAAUGGUGCAUCAAGGAUCUUCUUCCUAUGACUCAAGAAAGAACUCUGCAACAACUCUGUGAUGUUAUAAGAAGAAUUGUGUCGCCUAAGUUGACCGUUCUUGAUCUUGCCCAUCUCCAGGCAGACACGCAUGAAGCUCUAUCUUGUCUCGAGAGAGAUUUUCCUUUGGCAAUGCAGAACCUUACUACUCAUCUCAUUCACCACAUUGUGGAUGAUUUGGCAAACUACGGACCCAUGUAUGGCCGUUGGUUGUUCCCUUAUGAAAGAGCUAAUGGAUGGGUGACAAGACAGUGUCUGAGGAAGGGAAUGGAAGAAUCCACAGUCAUGGAAACAUAUGUGAUAUAUGACUGGUGUGUAUAUAUGAUACUCAGUGGAAGGUUCAACCCUGGCAACCUGUCUAUCAAUGAAAAGACCCUUGUAAAAACUAGUCAGCAGAUCAUGGAGCAGAUGAGAGAUGGAUUCAGCUUUUCUCCUCAAGAAAACCACACAAGGAAGAAUACCAUAUCCCAAAUUACACCAGAAAUGAGGCAGUUCAUGAUGAACUUUUAUCUUAUAAACCUUAAGUUAAGCACAUUGCAGUUUUCAUCUGAAGUGACUGAAAACUAUUCAACACUGGACAUUACAGAUGAGUGUGGCCGACAGAUCCGUUAUAUUGGAACCCGAUUCAAGGGACGCAGAGAACCUUCAGUUGUCAAGCUUCCUGGAAGUGGUGGACUUCUCUUUGGACAAAUAUGUUUCUUUCUUGAACACAUGUUAUGUGGAGCAGUCCAAAACUGGGUUAUUGUAGAUGUGUAUCCAAUUGCCGAAAAAGUUGGGAAGUAUUUCUUCUUCCAGGAAAAUAUACUAGGACAGCAGCUGUUCCAUGUAAGUGUAAUCAGCAGGCCCCUUGUUCACAUGAAGGACAACGGUGUUUGGAUUAUCAGUGCUUAGCGGGAUACAUGACUGUCUGUAAAUGUUCUUAUGUUAUGUCUUUGCUUUCAGAAGAAUAGCAUAUACAAUGUACAUAUAUAUAUAUAUAUAUAUACAUGUAUAUAUGUACGGAUAAUAUGUCUUUUAAGACUCUGUGUUACUGUUUAUGUGAUGUGGUGUGCAUGUAUACAUGUGUAUAGAGAAACUGAAUCAAAGCACAAAAUAGCACAGUCUUGUUUACUUUUUAAACACAAGUUUAUGCUGAAGGCAAAGAAAGCACCUUGAAAUCCACUCAGGUUUUCCUUUCUUUUUUAUACCAGUUUAUGUUAUUUUUUUUUAAAUCUAGUUAUUGAUGUAUUUACAAAAUUAAGUUGAAAUGAAAUAUCAGAGUCAGUGUUUUUUUUUAAUAUAGUACAUGUGUAUUCCACUUCUAUAUGUGAUCUUUUAUUUAUACAGUCAAAUUACAACAACAACAUUCUCAGACGUAUCUUGUUGUAUGUAGAAAGUUAAACAAGUACUGUAAUCAAAUUUGUCUCCCAUCAAUGAUCAUGAUGUGAUAAAAUGCAUAUAUUUGUUAUCAUGAUGAUUUGCAUGUUUAAAUGUGUUUACUUUUGUAUGUGCUCAGUGUGGUUGAGAAUGAA
Saccostrea echinata is the source of this 3250-nucleotide messenger RNA. RefSeq lists its product as uncharacterized. The transcript has 4 exons. Bases 222 to 2630 code for a protein of 802 amino acids. The record is from RefSeq and is a predicted model, not a curated record. NCBI's taxonomy places the organism in Eukaryota, Metazoa, Mollusca, Bivalvia, Ostreida, Ostreidae.